Alexandromys fortis (reed vole) is the source of this 5804-nucleotide messenger RNA. RefSeq names its product cadherin 7 (gene Cdh7). Gene Ontology annotation, molecular function: cadherin binding; calcium ion binding. Lineage: Eukaryota; Metazoa; Chordata; Mammalia; Rodentia; Cricetidae. Gene Ontology annotation, biological process: adherens junction organization; calcium-dependent cell-cell adhesion; multicellular organism development. The transcript has 13 exons. Gene Ontology annotation, cellular component: catenin complex; adherens junction; plasma membrane. Bases 1033 to 3390 code for a protein of 785 amino acids. The record is from RefSeq and is a predicted model, not a curated record.
CUCUUGGUGAAGACAGCCCACAGACCUUCCCGAGUUUCAAGAAGGUCCUGAAGUCGCAAUAGCUUCUCCCGCUGAGUGCUGUCAAUGGUCACCCGCUGGGAUGCGCACCACCCUCUAAAGCUCAUUUCUGAGCCUGCGUCCGCGCGCCCUCUCUCAGUCACCAACGCUGGCCCUCUCGCCCUCUCCCGGGACGCGCGCUUCCGUUGGCUUCAGACCUGGACGGGCGAGAGGACUGAGCUCACACGCGCUUGGCCGGAAAAGCAGUGUUGACAGAUACCAGGUGCUACGCGAGGGAAGUAGGGUGAGAGCGAAUCCCCCAAAGCACUCCAGACGCAGAGGUAAACAGCCGCCUUUUGCACCGCGGUCCUCAAAAAGGUACCUAGUAGACACCAUGGACCGAUGCUGGCGCAAUUCCGGGCAGCCUGUGCCGCCUCCAGCUUCUGCAGAGAUCUGAGCCUGGAAGGAGGUGUGUGCCUGUGAGAGCAGGAGUCUUUUGAACUGUGUGCACUAGACCCCUUUGGCCUUACGUGAAUGUGGAACUCGCCUAAGGUUGCUCCCUCUCCCCAAACCGCCCCCUGUAAUUAGUAUUCCGCUGAUCGGGUGCAUCUGCAGGGUUUGCCUCUGGCUCCUUCUGGUUGUACCUUAGGUGUGAGAAGGGAAAAGGACGCCCUGCUUCUCUGGAUAGCAUGCUGGAUUUGGAUUUCUUCGUGGGUUCCCUUGGCACAAGGCUAGUUGCUGGUUAUCUGCCUUCUAUCUUGGAUUAACACAAAAGGACCUUUGCUUUGAAUGCCUUCACGUUUUAGAUCCUUAACCCUUCGGACUUAGAUGUCAUAAUUCAGGUAACUAUUACACCAUUCCUUGGCAAGGGCUACUCAGCACUGCUUACCUCUUCCAGUGCAACACUCUACAGAUUAUUUUCUCUGGAUUCCGAGCUGACACACUGCUGGAGGCAAAAGCUACGAGGCCAGCUAGAACUGUGCCUUUUCUCUUCUCAAGAUUUUUUUCUUACACAGCAAAAAGAAAGAAAAAAAGAUGAAGCUGGGCAAAGCAGAGUUGUGCCAUUUUCUACAGCUUGUAGGUCUCUUUUUAUGUUUCUCUGGGACGAGUCAAGCUGAACCGCCAAGGUCCAGAUCCAAGCUGUAUUUUCAGUCAGGGAGGUCCCGAACGAAGCGCAGCUGGGUAUGGAAUCAGUUCUUCGUGCUGGAAGAAUACAUGGGCUCAGAUCCCCUCUAUGUAGGCAAGCUUCACUCUGAUGUUGAUAAAGGAGAUGGUUCCAUCAAAUACAUCUUGUCAGGUGAAGGGGCAAGUUCCAUUUUCAUUAUUGAUGAGAACACUGGGGAUAUUCAUGCCACCAAGAGACUGGACCGGGAGGAGCAGGCCUAUUAUACACUCAGAGCCCAAGCAUUGGACAGACUCACCAACAAGCCUGUGGAACCGGAAUCUGAGUUUGUUAUCAAAAUUCAGGAUAUCAAUGACAAUGAACCCAAAUUUCUGGAUGGUCCAUAUACAGCAGGAGUUCCAGAAAUGUCUCCUGUGGGGACUUCAGUGGUACAAGUGACAGCCACAGAUGCUGAUGAUCCUACCUAUGGCAAUAGUGCUCGGGUGGUCUACAGUAUUCUACAAGGACAGCCAUACUUUUCAGUGGAACCAAAGACGGGAGUCAUCAAAACUGCCCUUCCAAACAUGGAUAGAGAGGCUAAAGACCAGUAUUUGCUUGUCAUUCAGGCAAAGGAUAUGGUUGGUCAAAAUGGCGGACUAUCUGGAACCACGUCAGUCACUGUGACCCUAACUGAUGUCAAUGAUAACCCACCACGCUUUCCACGAAGAUCUUACCAGUACAAUGUCCCAGAAUCUUUGCCUGUGGCAUCAGUUGUAGCCAGAAUUAAAGCUAUUGAUGCAGAUAUAGGAGUUAAUGCAGAAAUGGAAUACAAAAUAGUGGAUGGUGAUGGGUUGGAGAUUUUCAAGAUAACUGCUGACAAAGAAACACAAGAAGGAAUCAUUACAAUACAAAAGGAACUCGAUUUUGAAGCCAAAACAAGUUAUACACUGCGCAUAGAGGCUGCAAAUCGUGAAGCUGAUCCCCGGUUUCUAAGUUUGGGUCCAUUCAGUGACACAACUACUAUAAAGAUAAUUGUAGAAGAUGUGGAUGAGCCCCCUGUGUUUUCUUCACCUUUGUACCCCAUGGAGGUGUCAGAAGCUACACAAGUGGGAAAUAUCAUUGGCACUGUAACAGCACAUGACCCUGAUUCUUCCAAUAGCCCAGUGAGAUAUUCAAUUGACAGAAACACAGAUUUGGAGAGAUUUUUCAAUAUUGAUGCCAACAGUGGAGUUAUCACUACUGCAAAAUUAUUGGAUCGAGAGACAAAUGCUGUUCAUAACAUUACAGUCCUUGCAAUGGAGAACCAGAAUCCAUCUCAGGUUGGCAGAGGAUAUGUGGCCAUCACUAUACUGGACAUUAAUGACAAUGCCCCUGAGUUUGCCAUGGACUAUGAAACCACUGUCUGUGAAAAUGCUCAGCCUGGGCAGGUUAUCCAGAAAAUCAGUGCUGUAGACAAAGAUGAGCCAUCUGAUGGUCAUCACUUUUACUUCAGCUUAACAACAGAUACAACAAAUAACCAAAACUUUUCUUUGAAAGAUAACAAAGACAACACAGCUUCAAUACUUACGAGGAGAAAUGGCUUCCGCAGGCAGGAACAAUCAGUUUACUAUCUGCCAAUUUUUAUUGUGGACAGUGGAUCUCCUUCACUAAGUAGUACCAACACCCUUACCAUUCGAGUCUGUGACUGUGAUGUUGAUGGUGUAGCACAAACCUGCAAUGCAGAGGCUUAUGUUCUACCUGCUGGCCUCAGCACUGGGGCUCUGAUAGCAAUACUGGCCUGUGUCUUGACACUAUUCGUGCUAAUCCUCCUCAUCGUUACUAUGAGAAGACGAAAAAAGGAGUCUCUUAUUUUUGACGAAGAAAGGGAUAUUCGAGAAAACAUCGUCAGAUAUGAUGAUGAAGGUGGGGGAGAAGAAGAUACUGAAGCCUUUGACAUGACGGCUCUGAGAAACCUCAACGUCAUACGAGACAGCAAAACCCGCAGAGAUGUGACUCCUGAAAUUCAGUUUUUGAGUCGACCGACUUUAAAAAGCAUUCCAGAUAACGUCAUUUUUAGAGAAUUUAUUUGGGAAAGACUGAAAGAGGCUGACGUGGAUCCAGGAGCUCCUCCAUAUGAUUCUCUGCAGACCUAUGCAUUUGAAGGAAAUGGCUCGAUUGCUGAAUCUCUCAGUUCUUUAGAUUCCAUCAGUUCAAACUCUGAUCAGAAUUAUGACUACCUAAGUGACUGGGGACCCCGCUUUAAACGACUGGCUGACAUGUAUGGAAAUGGCCAAGAGAAUUUGUACUCAUAGCCUUGGACAGUAAAUUUGUAAUGUACUGAACAAAAACCCAGCAGAAAGAAAAAAAGAAAAAAAUAUUUAAAAGAAAAGGAAAAGGAGGAAGUACUACAUAUAAUGAACAACAACAUUCACUUGUUGUACAAAAUAAGUUGUAAAUAUGUCUCCAAUUUUAUCAAUUAAGGUUUCUGCCUUGGUGAACCCUUCACUAGAUUAUCAAAAGGAUUUCACUGACCACAAAAUCUGGAAAUUUGAAGUUUAUUAUUAUUAUUAUUAUUAUUAUUAUUAUUAUUAUUACUAUUUGAUAAAAAGAAGUACUCAAUGAUUUGUGAAUAGAUAGCAACUCUCAUACUUGCAAAGGCACUUAACUUGCCAGAUAUGUGCUGCUGUGCACAUACAUUUAUGGUACACUCUCUGACAUGAUUAGAGCAUGAUGUGCCAUCAAAAAAUACUCCAACUACUUGCUUAUCAAACCAUUGGAAAAUUUUACUCCUACUGAAGCUUUUAGACUUAUGAUAGAGUUCAAAACAAUUUUAUUGUUGUUUGUGCACAGAAAUAUUUUGUUUCACUGAGCAAUAUUAAAAUUCUCAUAAUAACUUUCCUAAGUGAAAUUCUCAAUAAAAGCCAAUAAAAUUUUAUUUAAGGUAACACAAAUCACUGCUUGCCAAUAAAUUACAAGAAGUGUUCCCAAUAAGAAAAAGAUAGAUAAUUCUUCAAGUUUCAAGUGUAUUUUAAUCAUUCAUGUAGGUAUGAUUUUAAACAAUAGUUGCUAUCUGUUCUUUAAUUUUUAUUUUCUCUUCUGAUUUGUACAGGAGAAUAUAUUUUUUACUUGACACAUAGUGUUGUGUUUAUUUAUGAGCGCUAACCUCCACUCUGUUCAGGUUUGUCUUACUGCUUCGUGGGAUUAAAUUCAUCAGCACAUGCUGGCUUGUACAACAGGAAGGAAAUAAAGCAUGGAAAUGGAGAAAUAACUGCACAGCAAUUGAGUCUCAUUCCCACUCACAUCUCAAAGAAAAACAUUGCUCCAAGGAUGUACAAAGUUUUCUUCUGAGCCACUGGAGUAUUCAAACUGUGAGAAUAAAGUGUUUAUAUUUCAAGAAGCCUUUUGAGAGAGUUGAGGUUUUUCUUUGAUGCAGGAAUUAUCUUCCAAAAUCAUGAUACUAUAUGCUCCAAAGUCUUUUCAAGAAUCUGUUUCCCAGCUUCCUUUGUUGUAACACAUUGAAUAAAAUAUUGCGAUUGAGAUUUUAAAUAUAUUUUAAAAUGUAUGACUCUAUAUAUCUUCAACCCAUUGUGUCCCCCAAUGACUGAAUGAUGUGUAAUUUCUCUAUGGUUUAUAUGUGCCAAAGGAAAGGUAGAAAUUUCAAGUAAUCAUAUGUGUUUAAGAUUGAGAUGGAUGUAUCAAAAUGAGGUGACUUUUAAUAAUAAUAAUAUUUCUACUUAUUUUUCCUAGAUUAAUACUAGUUUAUUAUGCAUAUAAUCAAUUAAUAAUGAAUUUACUUUUUUCUUACUUUCUUCUUUCAAAAUUAAUUCAUUUUGAGUUGUAAGGAAACCUAUAGUUGAACACUGUGUAUGAAUUGCAUUAUAAAAAUCCUCCUUCUGAUAAGCAGAAUUUAGAACUGAAACAUUGUGUUGGUUAAGUGAGGAGAAGUUAUGUAGGAUGCUGUACAUUGCAGUCCAUCAUUAGAAAUGGAGUAUGUGAAAGAGGCCUUCAUUUUCAUAUUAACAGUAAUUUAAUAAAUUUGAUUGUAUGCAAACAAACCUUUAGUUGAAUAAGUUAUUUAGAUGCUGUGCUAUGACUAGAGAGCUACUACACUUCUUGCUAUAUUCACUGGCAUUUGUAUAAAAUUUUACCACAGAGUAAAAUGUCCUGUUCAUAACUCAUAGACAUAUAUGAACCUUUAUAAAAUUAAGACAAAUUUUAUACUUUCCUAGUUCAAUGAAAUAAGAUUUUGGUAUUGGAAUUAUAUAGAUGCUGAAUUUGCAAGAGCUGAGAAAACAAAUUACUACAAACUUCUUGAUGUCUGGGAGAAAAGAAAAUAGUUAUUGCAGGGGAUAAUGGUGUCUAAACUUUUGAUUUUUACAUAUAUUACUAAAUAGUUGCUUUUUACAAUGGGAAAUUAUCAUUGCAAUGCAGAUUUUUUCACCUUGAAAAAUUGAAAGAUUAUAUCCCUUAAAUUCUGUCAAUCUACUGCUAGUGCCAGCUUGAGAAAAGAAUAAUGGUUCUACUUUAUAUACUGCUUUAAAAAUGUUUGCAUGUAUCACAAUAUUGAUUUGUUUCUGUGGUAGUUUUGAAAUUGUUAAGGAUGGACAAAAGUACUUAUUAUCUGUAGAAUUUUUAUGACAUUCCGAACGUAACAGCAAUGAGGUAAAUUUGUUAUUAUAUUUUUAGUUAUCUUUUUGUUCAAAAAUAUAUGCUAUAUUUGGCAUAG